Opisthocomus hoazin is the source of this 3932-nucleotide messenger RNA. Lineage: Eukaryota; Metazoa; Chordata; Aves; Opisthocomiformes; Opisthocomidae. The record is from RefSeq and is a predicted model, not a curated record.
AUGAGCGUUGCGUGUGUUUUGAAGAGAAAAGCAGUACUCUGGCAGGACUCGUUCAGCCCCCACCUGAAACAGCACGCUCAAGAAACAGCUAAUCCCACCAUGCCUGUUGUAUUGACAUCUGGAACAGGGUCCCAGGCUCAGCCACAGCCCGCUGCAAAUCAGGCGCUUGCAGCAGGGACGCACUCCAGCCCUGUUCCCGGAUCCAUAGGAGUCGCAGGCCGCUCCCAGGACGACGCCAUGGUGGAUUACUUCUUCCAGAGGCAGCAUGGUGAGCAGCUUGGGGGAGGAGGAAGUGGUGGAGGCGGCUAUAAUAACAGCAAACAUCGCUGGCCUACUGGGGAUAACAUUCAUGCAGAACAUCAGGUGCGUUCCAUGGAUGAACUGAACCAUGAUUUUCAAGCGCUUGCUCUGGAAGGACGGGCUAUGGGAGAGCAGCUGUUGCCGGGUAAAAAGUUUUGGGAAUCUGAUGAUUCCAGCAAAGAUGGACCAAAAGGGAUAUUUCUGGGAGAUCAGUGGAGAGACAGUGCUUGGGGAACAUCAGAUCACUCUGUUUCCCAACCAAUUAUGGUUCAGAGAAGACCUGGUCAGGGGUUUCAUGUGAAUAGUGAAGUCAACUCAGUACUUUCACCACGGUCAGAGAGUGGAGGACUUGGAGUUAGCAUGGUGGAGUAUGUGUUGAGCUCAUCUCCUGGAGAUUCCUGCCUAAGGAAAGGAGGAUUUGGGCCAAGGGAUGCAGAGAAUGAUGAGAAUGACAAAGGGGAUAAGAAAAAUAAGGGCACAUUUGAUGGCGAUAAAUUAGGAGAUCUGAAGGAGGAGGGGGAUGUGAUGGAUAAAACAAAUGGUUUGCCUGUGCAGAAUGGGAUCGACGCGGAUGUCAAAGACUUCAGCCGUACACCUGGUAAUUGCCAGAACUCUGCUAGUGAAGUAGAUCUUCUGGGUCCAAACCAGAAUGGAUCAGAGGGCUUAGCCCAGCUGGCGAGUAGUAACGGUGCCAAGCCGGUGGAGGAUUUCUCCAACAUCGAGUCCCAGAGUGUCCCGCUGGAUCCCAUGGAGCACGUUGGCAUGGAGCCUCUUCAGUUCGAUUAUUCUGGCACUCAAGUGCCAGUGGACUCGGCCGCAGCCACCGUGGGGCUCUUCGAUUACAAUUCCCAACAGCAGUUGUUCCAAAGACCGAAUGCACUCGCUGUUCAACAGCUGACAGCAGCGCAACAGCAGCAGUACGCGUUGGCAGCUGCCCAUCAGCCUCACAUAGGUCUGGCUCCUGCUGCCUUUGUCCCCAAUCCGUACAUCAUCAGUGCCGCUCCACCGGGAACUGAUCCGUACGCCGCCGGACUCGCAGCAGCUGCGACGUUAGGUCCGGCGGUGGUUCCUCACCAGUACUAUGGAGUUACGCCCUGGGGAGUUUAUCCCGCCAGCCUCUUCCAGCAGCAAGCUGCCGCCGCUGCCGCAGCGACGAAUUCGGCAAAUCAGCAGACCACUCAGCAAACGCAGCAGGGCCAGCAGCAGGUCCUCCGGGGAGGAGCCAGCCAGCGUCCUUUGACCCCGAAUCAGAACCAGCAGGGACAGCAGACCGAUCCGCUGGUGGCUGCUGCAGCCCCCAAUCUGGCCUUUGGGCAAGGGCUGGCAGCGGGGAUGCCAGGUUACCCAGUGCUGGCUCCGGCUGCGUACUACGACCAAACCGGUGCUCUCGUGGUGAACGCAGGGGCCAGGAACGGCCUGGGGGCCCCCGUCCGUCUGGUGGCCCCCGCUCCGGUCAUCAUCAGCUCCUCCGCAGCACAAGCAGCGGUGGCGGCGGCUGCAGCUUCGGCCAACGGUGCGGCGGGCGGCCUGGCAGGGACGACGAACGGACCAUUUCGCCCUCUGGGAACUCAGCAGCCCCAACCCCAGCCCCAGCAGCAGCCCACCAACAACCUGGCAUCCAGCUCCUUCUACGGCAACAACCCUCUCAGCAGCAACUCCCAGAGCAGCUCGCUCUUCUCGCAGGGCUCUGCCCAGCCUGCCAACACUUCCCUGGGAUUCGGGAGCAGCAGCUCUCUCGGUGCCACGCUGGGGUCUGCGCUGGGAGGAUUUGGGACGGCAGUUGCUAACUCCAACACGGGCAGUGGCUCGCGCCGAGACUCCCUGACAGGGAGCAGUGACCUGUACAAGAGGACGUCCAGCAGUUUGACACCUAUAGGACACAGUUUUUAUAAUGGCCUUGGGUUUUCCUCCUCUCCUGGACCUGUGGGAAUGCCUCUGCCCAGCCAAGGCCCUGGCCACUCGCAGACUCCACCGCCUUCCUUAUCUUCACAUGGAUCAUCUUCAAGUUUAAACCUGGGAGGGCUCACGAAUGGCAGCGGCCGUUACAUCUCCCGCUACGGGAUGUCUGACGUUAUGCCCUCCGGCCGAAGCAGGCUGCUGGAAGACUUUCGCAAUAACCGGUACCCUAAUUUACAGCUGAGGGAGAUUGCGGGGCACAUCAUGGAGUUCUCCCAAGAUCAGCAUGGAUCCAGGUUUAUUCAGCUGAAACUGGAGCGUGCUACCCCAGCAGAACGUCAGCUUGUGUUCAACGAGAUCCUCCAGGCAGCUUAUCAGUUGAUGGUCGAUGUAUUUGGAAACUACGUCAUCCAGAAGUUCUUUGAAUUUGGCAGCCUGGAACAGAAGUUAGCCUUGGCAGAACGUAUCCGUGGGCAUGUUCUGUCCCUGGCUCUGCAGAUGUACGGCUGUAGGGUGAUCCAGAAGGCCCUGGAGUUUAUUCCCCCAGACCAGCAGAAUGAGAUGGUACGGGAGUUGGAUGGCCACGUCCUGAAGUGUGUGAAAGACCAGAACGGGAAUCACGUGGUGCAGAAGUGUAUCGAGUGUGUGCAGCCUCAGUCCCUGCAGUUUAUCAUCGAUGCGUUUAAGGGGCAGGUUUUUGCGUUGUCCACACAUCCCUACGGCUGUCGUGUGAUCCAGAGGAUCCUCGAGCACUGUCUUCCUGAGCAGACCCUGCCCAUCUUGGAGGAGCUUCACCAACACACCGAGCAGCUCGUUCAGGAUCAGUAUGGGAACUAUGUUAUCCAGCAUGUACUAGAACAUGGUCGGCCCGAGGAUAAGAGCAAGAUUGUAGCAGAAAUUAGAGGCAACGUGCUGGUGUUGAGUCAACAUAAAUUUGCUAGCAACGUGGUGGAGAAAUGCGUUACUCACGCCUCCCGCACGGAGCGUGCCAUGCUGAUCGAUGAGGUGUGCACUAUGAACGAUGGCCCUCACAGUGCCUUAUACACCAUGAUGAAAGAUCAGUACGCCAACUACGUGGUGCAGAAGAUGAUCGACGUGGCGGAACCAGCGCAGCGGAAGAUCGUCAUGCACAAGAUCCGGCCUCACAUCGCUACCCUGCGUAAGUACACCUAUGGCAAACACAUUCUGGCCAAGCUGGAGAAGUACUACAUGAAGAACGGGGUGGACCUGGGGCCCAUCUGCGGGCCACCGAACGGCAUCAUCUGAGGCGGGCGGCCGGGGGGGGCUCCCUGGCGCCCCCGCACCCCCAACCAGCAGCCGACAAUAUUCCAAUAUACAGUUAGGAAACGUUUUAUGGUUGCUAAACUGCUAAAAAAAAAGAAAAGCCUUUGUAAAUUUCUUUAAUUUUAUUAUGCAUAACAUGUACUAAUUAUUUUUUUUAAUUAACUAAUUGCCCUGCUGUUUUACUGGUGUAUAGAAUACUUGUACAUAGGUAUCCAAUGUACAUGGAAGGCCACAUUUUUGUUCACUGUUGUAUCUAUAUUCCAAAUGUGGAAACUUUCAGGGUGGUUGGUUUGAAGAAAACAAACAAAAAACGUUUUUAAUUCAUCUGCCUCGCAGGCAACUUUUUUGCAAAUACCUGUUUUUUCUCCUUUUAGUCGGAAGUCAGCAAGAAGUUUGAAUUUUAGUUAAAUUGCACAAAGGACGCAUUUAACUCUGUUUAUAAAUAUAUAAAA